This is a messenger RNA of Effrenium voratum, 1290 nucleotides long. The record is from the annotation of a GenBank genome assembly. Lineage: Eukaryota; Dinophyceae; Suessiales; Symbiodiniaceae.
GUAGGUGUGCUCCUAAAGCGCUGCAAAGUGAGCCGUGGACGACCGUCAAACGGCGGCGUUUGUUCUCGGAAUCAGCGGCAAAACGCUGCUGGGUUUCACCCAUGUCUCGUCGACCGCAGGGACAAAGAUGCCAAGGGGAAAGCAAAGGUUGGCGGGGCCGGCGAAAAGCCGAUCCUCGCGGCCAAAAUCCAGGAAGUCAAGGGCACGUAUGGGAAGAUGUCGGCCAAGGCGCGCGGCGCGCGUAUUCACCCGGGGCCCCUGCAGCUGCGCAAAGCCCUCGCGCCCCGGGACACCACGGAGUGGGUCCGUGCAAUCAAGCAGCCCUACUCCUACUUCGAGUCCGCGGCCAACGAGCCCAGCCCAUUGCCGGAGAAGUCCAAAGGGCCGCCAGCGCUGUGGCUGCCUGUCAGCAAGGGCAAAGCCCUUCAGGACCAGAAGCUCAAGGACAAUGCCCGGCGAGGGCGACAAAGGCAAAGAGAAAGACAAGAAGCUCACCUUAGCGGAUUACGAUGAGCGCACUUUGGGGCGACCGCCCUGGGACGAGGAACACCACAUCAUGGUCUCCCGCAUGAACGGUGAGAUGCAGAGCGGAGCCCGAGAGUAUUUCGACAAGCCCAAGCGCAAGGAAGGCGAGGGCAUCCCGAAGACGCGGGAGCAGUAUGUCAUGAAUGAUCGCCAAGCCGGGUGGAACGACGAGCCCGGCCGGCCGGGCGAGAUGCGGAAGACGCUGUUCAACAACGUGGGGUCCUUCAACAUCGGCGGCUGCAAAGAUCACCAGCUUCCAUCCUACUGGCGCAAGAUCAAGGACUGGGGUAGCCUCAGCUCGCCUGCGAUGCCCACCAUCGACCUGCGUUGCAAGACCCAACCCCACGGGCAGCCGCCGCUGGGGCAUGACAAGCGCACGUUCUUCCAAGCACUCGCCAACACGCCUGGCCGGGAGGCGACAGCGUUUUGGCGUAGCUGGGCUGACCUGAGUUCCAAGAAGCCUGAGGCGUCGCCGAAGAGGUCGAGGUGGAACAACUCCUGGCAAGAGAGCUGGGCACAGGCCAACGAGGAUAUGAACUGGCGCUGCCGUGAGUACUUCUCCGUGCCACUGGGAGGCACCGGGCGCUCAAUGCCAAGCAGCAGCCCAUCCAUGCAGAAGCACCCCUUGGCCCUGACCUUCCAAGAUGCCCUGCGAGCGGUUCACCAAGAUGCAAAGGCAUAAGCCGCGGAAUUCCUGAGCCAAGGCAUCAAGAAAUGUAUGGAGCCCUGUGUUGGUAUGACCAGACACGGUUUUUUCCGCUAGGC